Cyanistes caeruleus (blue tit) is the source of this 1037-nucleotide messenger RNA. The record is from RefSeq and is a predicted model, not a curated record. NCBI's taxonomy places the organism in Eukaryota, Metazoa, Chordata, Aves, Passeriformes, Paridae.
GUGAUCCACACUGGGGAAAAGCCCUACGAGUGUGGGGAAUGUGGAAAGAGUUUCGGCUACCGCUCCAACCUGAGGGCACACCAGGGGAACUGCCCUACACCUGCUUGGAAUGUGGGAAGAGCUUUGGGUGGAGUUCCAAUCUGAGGAAGCACCAGCUCAUUCACACUGGGGAGAGGCCCUACGAGUGUCCCAAGUGUGGGAAGAGUUUUCGGACCAGCUCCAGUGUCCUCCUACAUGAGUGCAUUCACACAGACGAGAGGCCCUUCCGCUGCCCCGACUGCGGGAAGGGCUUCAAGCACAACUCCAACCUCACUGUCCACCGGCGCAUCCACACUGGGGAGAGGCCCUACGAGUGUCCCCAGUGUGGGAAGAGCUUCUCCAGGGGCUCUCACUUGACCCAACACCAACGGAGGCACCAGUAAGGGAAGCCCUGCGAGUGCCCCAAGUGCGGGAAGAGCUUUGUGCGCUGCUCCAGCUCCAUCCCCCAUGGGAGGAUGGGCGUUGGAUGAUCCCCAGUGACCCCCGUUGGGCAGAGCCCUGGUGAUCCGUGGUCCUGGUGAUGCGUGUUGGGAAGACACCUGGCUGGGAGGCUCCACAUCUUCCUGGCUCCCUGUGGGCACCUGGAUGAACACCGGGACAGGAACAUCCACUGGGACACAGACCAACAAUGGUAAUUCCUUGGGGGGAGUGGAUUUGUUGACUUUCAAUCCCAGAAAAUCUUUUGCAUUCAAUCCACCUAUCUUCUGGUGGCAUCAAGGAGGUGUUGGAGGUCUUGUCCAACCUCAGUGAUUCCACAGUUUUUAUUUCCUAUUGCCCAGAGGUGUCUUCCACAGCCAGAUGUUGAUGAAAUGGGUCAAAGACCAAGAUUUUGGAGAUAGUGGUCUGGAAAGCCUUCCAAAAAACGUUGUUCCCUUCCACCCAAGCACGGGGAUCCUCAGCUGGCAGAAAUCCUUUCAAUAUGGCCUGAUUGGCUUUUUAUUUUUCUUUAUCCCUUCAAAAUAUCCAACUUUGGUGUGAAAAUAAAGACAUAGAACUAA